GGGGCUGCAGGGCGCACGCGCGAGGGCCGUCUCUGUGGCUGCCGCCCGAACGCUUUGCUGCGGAGGCCGGGCAGGGGGCGGCGCGGAGCAUGGGGCAUUGGGUCCGGUCCUGGAGCCUCGGGGGGGCGGCCCUGAAGCCCUCGCUGCCUUCCCGGGGGCCCGGCUUCUCUGCGGUCCCGGCCGCUCUCGGGAGCAGCGGCCCCAGGCCCGUACCCCUCUCCUACCGGCUGCUGGGCUCCUCGGACGCCCACCCGCCCCUGGUCUUCCUGCACGGGCUGUUUGGCAGCAAAACCAACUUCCAGUCCAUCGCCAAGGCCCUGGGGCAGCAAACGGGCAGGAAGGUGCUGAUAGUGGAUGCCCGGAACCACGGGGAGAGCCCGCACAGCGCCGACGCCAGCUACGAGGCCAUGAGCGCCGACCUGCAGGCCCUCCUGCCCCAGCUGGGCCUGGUUCCCUGCGUCCUCAUCGGGCACAGCAUGGGGGGCAAGACUGCCAUGUUACUGGCCCUGCAGAGGCCGGAGCUGGUGGAACGAUUGAUCCUGGUGGACAUCAGCCCGUUGCCGACCACGGCCGUCUCCAAGUUCCCUUCCUACCUGGCAGCCAUGAAGAACAUACAAGUCCCCAAGGAGCUGCCCCUCUCUCAGGCCCGCAAAGUGGUCGACGAGCAGCUCAUGCCCGUCAUCAAGGACCUCAACAUCCGACAGUUCAUCCUCACCAACCUCGUGAAAGCCAGCAAUGGGCACUUCACAUGGAGGGUCAACAUUGAAGCCCUGGCCCAGCAGAUGGACAAGAUCAUGGACUUCCCCCUGCUCCAGAAAUCCUACUCUGGCCCUACCCUUUUCCUCAGUGGCGCUAACUCUGAAUUCAUCCAGCCGAGCCACCACCCCGAGAUGAAGCGUCUGUUCCCUCACUCCCAGAUCCUCUCGGUCCCGGGGGCCGGCCACUGGAUCCACGCCGACCAGCCCCAAGACUUCAUGAGCAAUGUUAAACGCUUCCUGUGCUAGCAGGUGGCCGUCCCCCCCGCCCCGUCUGCACCGGCUCCCAAGCACCAUGAGUGCCUGGGGGACCCGGGCAGUGCCUCCCACCAGCAGAGAAGGAAGCCCCGUACCCCGACUCCCGUCCACCUCCAAGUGGGCACAACCAGUGUUUCAGAGUCUAACCAAUAAAGCUGUUCCAGCUUUC
Messenger RNA from Sarcophilus harrisii (Tasmanian devil), 1182 nucleotides. RefSeq names its product abhydrolase domain containing 11 (gene ABHD11). The record is from RefSeq and is a predicted model, not a curated record. Bases 90 to 1004 code for a protein of 304 amino acids. Gene Ontology annotation, cellular component: mitochondrion. NCBI's taxonomy places the organism in Eukaryota, Metazoa, Chordata, Mammalia, Dasyuromorphia, Dasyuridae. The transcript is spliced from 6 exons.